AUGUUUUAUUCGAAUGGCAUAUCAAGACAAGAGUUAAAAAGGUAUUCACAAUCAGAAGGCUUAUGCUUUACCGAUUUAUUAACAAAGCUAGGUUACACCCCUCCACAAGAUUUUUGCACAGAUUCACCUUAUUUUCAAUGCGAUGGAGUUUUAAAUAUAAUUAAAAUGGACUUUUCUGGAAGUCCUCAGUUAACAAAUGAUGUUAUACAGAAUACGGAUGUAGAUUGUAUUGGACCAAAUCUCAAAACAAUGAUUACCUCCAAAUGGAAUAUAUCUGAUAACUUUUUUGAUUUUGCAACAGAGUCUUUAGAUCAAAUGUAA
Molecule: messenger RNA, 321 nt
Organism: Dictyostelium purpureum
Lineage: Eukaryota; Evosea; Eumycetozoa; Dictyosteliales; Dictyosteliaceae
Exons: 3
Coding region: 1-321 (106 amino acids)
Source: RefSeq, a predicted model, not a curated record